AUGGAGUUGGGACCGCGAGACAUGUCGCCUGAACGACUCGAGUUCAUUGCGAAAGUCUAUGGCCUACUUGGUACUAUGCUUAGUGCCACCUUCAUCAUAGUCUACUUUUUCUUGAUUCCUCGUAUCACCCCUCGGCGUUACCCAUGGACGUUCUCGUUGCUACCACCAUUACGGCGGCGUGAGAUGUCUAAAGAGCUACAAACAGCAGCUGACGAGGAUGGCGUGUGUCGGAUAUGCCAAGAGAAGGGUCAGAAGGAUGAUCUUGGAGUCUUCUGCGAAUGCAGAGGUAGUUUGGCGCUGUGUCACCAGACGUGUUUAGAAAAGUGGAGAUUUGCCUCCCGUGCAUGCGACCACUGCGAGAUUUGCCUGGCUGCAUAUUCGGUGGAGGAUGACUCAAAUCAACUUCUGCUGCUUUUGCGCCGUGUGCGCACUUGGCUAGCGCAGCAAGACAAUCAAUCUACGAUUCACCGUUUUUUCCUCUACGGCGCCACCGCCGCCUGUGUUUGGGCCUGGCUUUGGACUUCACGUGAAUGUGAUGGGAAAACUCCUAAACUCUCUGAGAUGCUGUCCAGCUGCACAUCGGAUGCCUCGUUCUCUGGGUGGCUGCGUGCCACGGUGGGUGCUGCUGGCAUUGGGCUGCUGGUGCGCGGUGUCACCUUCUGGCUUCAUCUUCUGCGCUGA
Cladocopium goreaui is the source of this 681-nucleotide messenger RNA. The record is from the annotation of a GenBank genome assembly. Lineage: Eukaryota; Dinophyceae; Suessiales; Symbiodiniaceae.